Molecule: messenger RNA, 1387 nt
Organism: Medioppia subpectinata
Lineage: Eukaryota; Metazoa; Arthropoda; Arachnida; Sarcoptiformes; Oppiidae
Source: the annotation of a GenBank genome assembly
GCCGAUGAGAAGUUUGAUAGUACUUUUCGGACGAAUGUGGUCGUUAACAAUAACGGGUCGUGUCUGUAUGUGCCGCCCGGCGUAUUCAAGAGCACCUGUCAGAUAGACAUCACUUGGUUUCCCUUUGAUGACCAGAAAUGUGUGAUGAAGUUCGGCAGCUGGACAUACGAUGGCUUCUCAUUAGAUCUGGAUUUAGCGGGCAAUGAAGAGGGCAAAGAAGAGGGCGAUUUGACACCUUUCCUGCCAAACGGCGAGUGGGUAUUAGUCGGUAAGAAAGAGACGGCACAAACACACAGCACAUUGCGCUCCGGCGAAGCGUACGCUCCAAUACUACGACUGCUGUCCUGAGCCUUACGUUGACAUCACUUUCACUAUUCAUAUCAAAAGACGAACACUUUAUUACGGAUUUAAUCUAAUAAUUCCUUGUAUUAUAUUGUCGUCAAUGACUUUACUUGGAUUCUCAUUACCGCCCGAUUCUGGAGAGAAACUUCAAUUGGGAGUCACUAUACUAUUGUCAAUGACUGUGUUUUUAGUACAAUUGGGUAAAAUACUCCCAGCGACGUCUGAAUCCAUAUCAAUAAUCGCGGCAUAUUUUGCGUCCAUUAUGGUAAUGGUUGCCUUCUCGGUAGUCAUGACUGUCGUUGUCCUUAAUUUCCAUCACAGGACUUAUGAAACCCAUGAAAUGCAUCGAAUGAUGAGAGCAAUAAUGUUGGAGUGGUUGCCGUGGAUAUUACGGAUGGAAAGGCACGGAAUAAAGCCUCCCCGACGUAUCGCCGGAUCUGUUGCGCGAAUGAAAGCCAUUAAUUACAGACCCAACGACUCGACAGCUAAAGAAGACAAGGAUUUAGAAAUGUUUGCCAAAAGUAGGCCUCAAAUGGAGAAUAUAUGGAGCGUUGAGGAGGAAUGCAAAGCCAGGGACGCAACACAUGUCCAGUUGAAUAGAUGCCAAACAAAUGCCUUAACCCAUAAAACAAACAAUCACUGCAAUCACAUCAGAGAUCACACCAUUGAACACAACUAUAAUCGCCAGCACUUCGCCGCCGCCGCCGACAGCGCCGAUCAGCCGUCGGCCGCCGACUAUCCGCAGGACUCGCCCACCGCUCACAACAACCCAUACAGUCAUCCACUGAGCGCUAAACACAAGAAAAUCAAAGAAAUUCUGUUUGAAAUGCGAUUCAUAACGAAUCGGAUGAGAAGACAGGACGACAUCAACGAAUUGAUUGCCGAAUGGAAAUUUGCCGCAACUGUGUUGGACCGGCUCUGUCUCAUUGUCUUCAGUCUAUUCACAGUCCUGUCCACAGGUCUCUGCCUCUACUCUGCCCCUCAACUCAUGGUCUAACACUUUAAUACAUGGUAUGUGUCCAAAACUACCAUUACUUGAGCUACA